UGACUCUGACCCAGAAAAGGAAAAAAUGUUUUAUGGCCCUCCUUUGUCCCCUACCAUCCAAAAAACCAACCAACAAAAAUCGUCAAGAAAUAAUCUUUAUUAAAGACUAUAUUUUUAGUCAUUAUUUUAAGUUGCUAAUGCUAGGACUAUGACAUCACAACUACAAGCUGAAAAAAAAAGAAGAAAAAAAUAAAGAAAAAAACAUUCCCUGGUGUGAGGUGAGAGAGAGUUGAUCUCCCCCAUGAAUCUGAAUAUGCAAGCAAAGCUUUGCCUUGCCCUUUAGUCUUCCAUACCUGUCACUUCACUUUCUUUUUGCUCCCACCCUCUAUUUCUUUUUGGGUAUAUUUUAUAAUUCUCAAAUUUUCUACCAAGUAUUUUUUAUUAUCAAGUUUUCUAAUCAAGAUUAUAUUAUAUAAAUACUACUUUUUGCUGGAAUAAAUACUACUUAAGUGUGUCCUUUGUGAUUUUCUCUCUCCAGAGCUCAGCUUUUCGUUUUGCUUCAGUUGCCUCAAAGAUUCACCCUUUUUGAAGAUUAGAACUUGGUGGUUGGUGGGUAAGGUGGGAAUUAUUGAUCAGCAGCUACUUUUUCUUGGGUGGUCUUCAAAUUUCCUCUUCUGGGGGUAAAAGUGAAAGUUUUGCUGGGUGGACUUAUUACACUGUAUAUAAUUCUGGGUCUUGAAGGUCUUAGCUUCUUAUGGAGAAUGAUAAUGGUGAUGUGAUGUCCAAAAUGGAGAAUUAUGAAGUUAUAGAGCAGAUUGGGAGAGGUGCAUUUGGAGCUGCUUUUCUUGUGCUCCAUAAGAUUGAGAAGAAGAAGUAUGUGCUGAAGAAGAUUCGCUUGUCUAAGCAAACAGAGAAGUUCAAACGUACGGCACAUCAAGAGAUGGACUUAAUUGCAAAGUUAAAUAACCCUUAUAUUGUGGAGUACAAAGAUGCUUGGGUGGACAAGGGGGACUGUAUCUGUAUUGUGACUAGCCAUUGUGAAGGAGGAGACAUGGCUGAUAUGAUAAAAAAGGCCAGAGGAACAUAUUUUCCUGAGGAGAAACUUUGCAAAUGGCUGGCUCAGUUGUUGCUAGCUGUGGACUACUUGCAUUCACAUCGAGUACUUCACAGAGAUCUCAAGUGCUCCAACAUAUUCCUUACAAAGGACAAUGACAUCCGGCUUGGUGACUUUGGACUUGCGAAGCUACUCAAUACAGAAGAUCUCACUUCUUCGGUGGUUGGAACUCCCAACUACAUGUGUCCUGAGCUCCUUGCUGAUAUACCUUAUGGCUACAAAUCAGAUAUUUGGUCACUUGGCUGCUGUAUGUUUGAAAUUGCAGCUCAUCAACCUGCAUUUAGAGCUCCUGACAUGGCUGGACUAAUUAAUAAAAUUAACAGAUCCUCCAUUUCACCACUUCCAAUUGUGUAUUCUUCCACACUGAAACAAAUUAUUAAAAGCAUGCUCAGAAAGAGUCCGGAACAUAGACCAACAGCUGCGGAGCUGUUGAGACACCCACAUUUACAACCUUAUCUUCUUCAAUGUCGCAAUGCAUCUUCUGUUUUUCUUCCAGUGAAGCCAGUAAAUAACGCGAAGGACAAAACAAGGAAAACAUCGUAUAAAUCUCCCAGUGGCAAAACCAGCAGAGACAAAGAGGCUGCACCAGUAAUUCAAGAAGAAAAGGUUCAUCCAGUGGAGAGCAAUAGUGAUGUGAGUGUGAUAGCAAGGUGUACACCGGAGGACGACGAUAAACCUGUAAUCUCAGCUGGUGCUGAAGACAAUCUUGAAACAAAGAGGGUUGAUCCUACCAGCUGCACUAUUGAAGUAUCUAAUGCUACUGAUGGAUCUAAAGAUGCACCGACUGAUUCUGAAACAUCUGUUUGCAGUGGAUCUAAGCAAGCUGAGGUUCUCAGUAUAUCUCAAAAGGAAAGCACUGAGUCUUAUGUGGAGAUUACAUCAGAAAGCACUCCGAAUUCUCAGCGUAUAGAACAGGAAGAACCUGCUGGCAAAGAUGUUCAGGAGCCACCUGAGGUCAAGAUCAAAACAUUGAAUGUCGAAGAUAAAAUACAUUUUAACAAAGUUGAGGAAAAAUCUGGAACAAAAGAAAAAAGUAGUCAAGAAGGGUACUGCAAAGAAUCAGACAUGGAUAAAGUUGGCCUUCCUGAAGAUAAGUGUUCGUCAUCAGCUAAAUCUGAUACAGAACCUCAAUGCUUUAUAGAAAAGGACACUUCCAACGAGUAUGUAGAGAGUACUAACAUCGAUUACACAUCAUCUGAAAGCAAUAAUGUUGUGGUUCCUUGUAAUGAUGAGAUAGGUCCUAAGGUAGAUAAUGCUAGUGGUCCUGAACAAACAGAAAAAGAUGAUAGUCGUGUUGAUAACCAAACACCAAAAGAUGUCUCGUUACUUAGAACGUUAAAUGCUCUAUCUAAGGAAGAUGCCAAGGCCGAGUGGGAGAAUCCUGGCCGGCAAAGAGCUGAUGCCUUAGAAUCUCUACUUGAGCUAUGUGCUAGGCUACUUAAGCAAGACAAGCUCGAUGAACUUGCUGGUGUGCUACGGCCUUUUGGGGAAGAUGCAGUUUCAUCAAGAGAGACAGCUAUCUGGUUGACAAAGAGCCUCAUGUCUGCACAGAAAUUUAAUGAAGGAUCCUAAUUUUGAAGAGGAAAUUGGCAUUAAUUUAUGAGAGAGUGGUAACCAAAACAGAAAAAAGAAAGAAAAAAAAAACCUUGUAUCUUGGUCUUUUUUUUUUUUUUUGAUAUAAAUAAUUUGUGUGUUUCCUGGAGUGCUGUUUGAUUGAAAAUUAGAGACCCGGAAAUAACUUGUGUUGCAGCUUUGUAAUUGGAACUUUGGCUAUUGAGAUAUACUUUCUUCUGAUUA
Messenger RNA from Humulus lupulus (European hop), 2851 nucleotides. RefSeq names its product serine/threonine-protein kinase Nek6. Gene Ontology annotation, molecular function: ATP binding; protein kinase activity. The record is from RefSeq and is a predicted model, not a curated record. The coding region runs from base 695 to 2626 and encodes 643 amino acids. The transcript has 15 exons. Gene Ontology annotation, biological process: protein phosphorylation. NCBI's taxonomy places the organism in Eukaryota, Viridiplantae, Streptophyta, Magnoliopsida, Rosales, Cannabaceae.